AUGUCGUCUUCAAGGAACGGUGGUGCGCGUCCUACGCUUCCCUCCAUCCGCGAUGUAUUUCGGGAGGAACUUCGUAGUCCCCCUAGGACUCGCCCUGAAUCACCUUCUUUGACACUCGCUCGACUCCGAGUCGAUGAUGAUGUCUCGUCAAUCCAACGUGGCCCGCCUAAUCAUCUGGGUGACGUGCGGAGCUCAUACACCUCAACAUCCGCUGUUCGAAGGCCCUCCUUACCUUUACCUCCCUCCACUCCCCGCAGUGUACCUACCUAUCCUUCACAAGUUGCAUAUACGUACCCGCAUCCUUCGUAUUCAGGGCCCUCUCCCUAUAUCCAUCAAGCACAGGAGCGCACACCGACCGCCGGAUACCAGAUGCAUCAUCCGGGAAUACCCUAUGACUCACGGUAUCCUCCUGUUCAUGAUCAUCGCUUGUAUGCUCGCCAUCCUGACAAUACGCCGCCGCUGGGAAGCUCGUACAAGCAUCACGAUUUCCAGGAAUCAUCGAGCUCCCAAACCGAUCUGCAUAUAAUGGAUCAAAGUUUACCCGCGGGCUCCAAGUACGAAUGUGGGUAUUGUGGUAAGGGAUUUAACCGUCCUAGUAGCCUAAAGAUUCACUUGAACAGUCACACGGGAGAAAAACCCUUUCGGUGUCCAGUCGAAAGCUGUGGCAGAAGUUUCAGUGUUCUAAGUAACAUGCGCCGACACGCCCGCGUACACACGCAACCUUCCAAAGAUACCUCAGGAGACGAAGGCAACGAUAGCCACACACACACACGCCGUGGCGCGUCCCCACCAAAACCUGGAAAUGCCGCCCCAUCGCUUUGGCACUAUCGUCGGGACAGCAGUGGUUCGACCUCUAGCUCUGGUUCUCGCAGGAGCUACAGCGUGUCAUCUGAUUCUGGUGAUGAACUGGACGUCCCAAUGCCACCAGGAAAACGAGCUCGUGCAUCUUAUGCAAAAUAA
Messenger RNA from Marasmius oreades (fairy-ring Marasmius), 960 nucleotides. RefSeq lists its product as uncharacterized. The transcript has 5 exons. Gene Ontology annotation, molecular function: DNA-binding transcription factor activity, RNA polymerase II-specific; RNA polymerase II cis-regulatory region sequence-specific DNA binding. NCBI's taxonomy places the organism in Eukaryota, Fungi, Basidiomycota, Agaricomycetes, Agaricales, Marasmiaceae. Bases 1 to 960 code for a protein of 319 amino acids. Gene Ontology annotation, cellular component: nucleus. Gene Ontology annotation, biological process: regulation of transcription by RNA polymerase II. The record is from RefSeq and is a predicted model, not a curated record.